ACUCAGACCCCUUGCAAAUCCGGUCUGGAGGUCGGGGAAUUUUGAUUUACAGUAGUAACACUUUCACGAAAAUGCCCCGGUAAAAGUAAUAAUAGUACGUUUCCAACAAAAUGUCGGCUGGCCUAGCACCCGCAACUUCUCAGGGUCGCUCCAGAAGGCUUGUUAGUCCGGUAACUUUUAAAAAGGAGCGAGAUAUUGCGGAAGUACAAGCGGCAAGCCAGAACAGUGUACAGCUAGGGAAUGGCUAUCGGCUGGCAAAUAGCUCCGAAGAUUUUACAAAUUCCACCGCUUCUACGAUUUCUAUGCCUCGAGUUGACUCAUGUAUACUCGGGAAGGAAACUCUGGAGCAGAGGGAAAGGUUUACCCUGUACAAGAUCGAGGUAAACAAUGGUUCGAAAACUUGGAUAAUUUACAGACGAUAUGGGGAUUUUGUGCUUCUGAAUAAGAAGUUACGUAAGCUUUAUCCCCAAUUUCGAUUGCAUUUGCCAGGAAAACGCUUUUUCAAAGAUAACUUUAACAAAGACUUCAUCGAUAAACGUCAGAGAGGUCUUGAAGUAUUUACAAACAAUUUGUUUUGCCAUCGUAGCCUUGUCCUCAGUGAUCCAGUUCAGAAGUUCUACAGAUUGAACAACCCCCCUCAACCUAGUGAAAGCUUGGAAGCCUGCCAGAGUUAUUGUCAGUCCCUUGAACGGUCCCUGGCAGAUUUGCGUCAGCAGUUUCGUGACCAGACUGCUGAAUUCAACGCUGUCAAGAUAGAAUUGGCCCGACUCAAGUACUAUAGAGAUGAGAAUCAGCACCUAGCCCACCACCUUCAGAAACAACAGACUGAUGUUGAAGAGGUCACUAAGAGUCUGAGAGAUCACCUUACAGUUGCAUUGGAGGAUGGGAAACAAGCUAACGAAGAGUUGGAAAAGUUGAAAGAAGAAAUAAGAGCCGAAAGGGCAUCUGUACAGGCUGCGAGGGUAAUUGAGAAACAAAAGAGGGAAGUCGGAAUCAACAGGCAAGUGGACAUGUUUAAUCAGUCCCAGGAAGCAGUGAACCAAAGAGUUGAUUCUCUCAUCACAACUAUGGGACAGCAUUCUAAAGUUGAAGUAGUGAUUGAUGGUGUAAAACAUGAGAUGAACUCUAAGGAUGGCAUAUCAAACAAAGCAGUUCAGCUGAGAAAGGCUCUUGAUGAAACCAGAAGUCAACUUGAAAAAAUCCACAGAAAUACGCUGGAAAUGUAUAAGCAGGAAGUUGAAGAUCUCAAGGCUGAGUUUACUAGAGCAGACUUCUUAGCCAAGACGAGAACUCAGGAGGCAGAGUCAUUAAAAACACAAAUGUCUGAUCUUCAGAAAAGAUAUCAAGAUGGCAUUAAGGUAAAUAUAAAUAUACAAUAUUCUUUUGAGCUAGGCCAAUGUUAACUGAAAGCCUCUGUAGUAUGAAUUUUGAAUGCUU
Molecule: messenger RNA, 1437 nt
Organism: Orbicella faveolata
Lineage: Eukaryota; Metazoa; Cnidaria; Anthozoa; Scleractinia; Merulinidae
Biological process (GO): protein targeting to lysosome; endosome to lysosome transport; early endosome to late endosome transport
Cellular component (GO): early endosome; late endosome
Molecular function (GO): phosphatidylinositol binding
Source: RefSeq, a predicted model, not a curated record